Messenger RNA from Papaver somniferum (opium poppy), 2564 nucleotides. Its product is annotated as BTB/POZ domain-containing protein At1g03010-like. The transcript has 4 exons. The record is from RefSeq and is a predicted model, not a curated record. Bases 487 to 2397 code for a protein of 636 amino acids. NCBI's taxonomy places the organism in Eukaryota, Viridiplantae, Streptophyta, Magnoliopsida, Ranunculales, Papaveraceae. Gene Ontology annotation, molecular function: protein binding.
UAAUCAAACUUUACACAUAAUAUGGACUAGUUUUAACCCAUCUUUAUUUAGUAGUGUAGCUUUCACUUAUUAUUAUCAUUACAACACCUUAAAGCACCACCACCACCUCUUCAAGGAAUUCUGCAACCCAAAAAACUACAAAAAUUCACAACAAAAUUAACUUUCACUAAAAAAGUGUUUAAAAUUUUAUGUUUCUUAAGAUUAAACAGAUCAUUAAAGUAACCCUUGAGCAGCUACAAAAACAAACCUUUACUCUCCUUAUUUCCUGCAUGGGGUUUGAGUAGUUUUUAUCAAAAAAAAAUAAAUCUGCUUUGCUUUGCUUUUCAAAGGGAAAAAACUACAGAUGAUAAAUGAUUAUGCUUUGCUAGCUUUUCAUAGGUCAUUGACAUUACAGCUUUGUUAUAUAUCUGAAAUGCAAGUUUUGAAAGGUAAGCUUUCACCAGUGAGGCCAACACUGUGAGAUUUCUCAUUUGAGUUGUUUGAGAGAUGGGAGUUGCAACAGUUACUGAGUUAAAGCCAGGCAUAUCUGGGAAGAGAUUGUUUCGUCCCAGUUCGAGUACGAGACUUGCUUCUGAAUGGCCAAUUUCUGAUGUUUCAAGUGAUCUUACAGUUGAGGUGGGAGCGGCAAGCUUUUCACUUCACAAGUUCCCUCUUGUUUCUCGAAGUGGAAAGAUUCGAAAGCUGUUGCUGGAAGCAACGGAUUCAAAAGUUUCACGAAUAAGUCUCCCCGGUGUACCUGGUGGGAGCGAGGCGUUUGAACUAGCUGCAAAGUUUUGUUAUGGAGUGAAUAUCGAGAUCACGCUGUCAAAUGUCGCCAUGCUACGCUGCGCAGCUCAUUACCUAGAAAUGACAGAGGAAUUUUCUGAUAAGAACUUGGAGAUCUGCACAGAGAACUAUCUAAAAGAAAUGGUCUUCCCAAACUCCUCAAACUCGAUAACCGUCCUUCACUGCUGUGAAAACCUCAUUCCAGUAGCAGAAGAAACCAACGUAGUUAACAGGAUUAUCAACGGAAUAGUAUGUAAUGCCUGUAAAGAGCAGCUCUCGUGCGGAUUAUCGAGGCUCGGGCAUAAUUAUGGUGUCAAACCCAUAAAAGUUUUAGAAACUGAAUUGCCACCAGAUUGGUGGGGAAGGGCACUAACAGUUUUAAACAUAGAUUUCUUCCAGAGAGUGCUAUCUGCAGUGAAAUCGAAGGGUUUUAAGCAGGAAUUAAUCAGCAGAAUCUUGAUCAACUACACACACAACUCUCUUCAAGGUCUUGUUGUGAGAGACCCACAAUUGAUUAAAGAAAACUCCUUAGAUUUGGAGCAGCAGAAGAAACAGCGGAUCAUUGUUGAAGCAAUAGUAAGUCUAUUACCAACCCAGUCAAGAAAGAGUACAGUGCCCAUGGCAUUUCUGUCGAGUCUACUGAAGAAUGCAAUAAUGAGUCUGGCAUCUCCUUACUGCAGAGCUGAUUUAGAGAGGAAGAUUGCUCUUCAACUGGACCAGGCCAUCCUGGAAGACAUUCUCAUUCCUUCAAACUCAUACGGAAACAAUCAUCACCAGUUGUACGACACGGACACGAUAUACAAGAUAUUCUCGAUUUUCCUAAACGUGGAGAAUGACGACGAUGACGAUGAUGAAGUAGUCAACCCCUUCAGGAAUGAAAGUGAAUUGAGUUAUGAUUUUGAUAGCCCGCGUUCUCCUAAGCAGAGCUCAAUUCUUAAAGUAUCAAAGCUACUAGACAAUUAUCUGACAGAAGUUGCACUAGAUUCAAAUUUGGCACCAUCAAAGUUCAUUGCCCUGGCAGAACUACUUCCAGAUCAUGCUCGCAUUGUGACAGAUGGGUUGUACCGAGCUGCCGAUAUCUUUCUCAAGGUUCACCCAAAUAUCAAGGAUUCUGAGCGCUAUAGACUGUGCAAGACUAUUGACUGUCAGAAACUAUCUCAGGAAGCCUGCAGCCAUGCAGCUCAAAAUGAAAGGUUACCCGUACAGAUGGCAGUCCAAGUGUUGUAUUUUGAGCAAAUCAGGCUCCGAAAUGCAAUGAACGGGGAUAAUAAUCAAUUCUUCUUUGGUGCAAUCAACGGACAAUUCCCUCAACGUUCGAGCAGUGGUGCAGGCAGCGGAGCUAUCUCUCCUAGAGAUAACUAUGCAUCCGUGAGAAGAGAGAACCGAGAACUGAAGCUUGAAGUAGCAAGAAUGAGAAUGAGGCUAACUGACUUGGAGAAGGAUCAUGUUUCUAUGAAACAGGAACUUGUCAGGUCAAAUCCUGCUAACAACAUUCUCAAAUCUUUCACCAAAACGUUUAGUAAACUAAAUUCCCUAUUUAGGAAAACAAACAUCAAGCCUGUAGUAGGUGCUAAAGCUAAUCCAGAAACUAGAUUUUUAUUUCCAAAGCUAAGGCGCAAGUCGGUUUCUUAAUCAUUUUUAAGUUUAUAUAAGUGUAUAGUAGAGAUGCUGUAAUUGCGUGUAAAUCUCCGCUUGAUAGUUGUCAGAUUCUGAUUGUGUUCCACUUCUACGAGAUUAUCUUGUGUAUGUGAAGUGGGUGUGUUAUUGAAUUUACGUGCGAGUGAAGAAUUUCUAUUGCA